Messenger RNA from Phoenix dactylifera (date palm), 1065 nucleotides. RefSeq names its product Ribosomal protein L12/ ATP-dependent Clp protease adaptor protein ClpS family protein. Gene Ontology annotation, biological process: translation. Gene Ontology annotation, cellular component: ribosome. Gene Ontology annotation, molecular function: structural constituent of ribosome; mRNA binding. Lineage: Eukaryota; Viridiplantae; Streptophyta; Magnoliopsida; Arecales; Arecaceae. The record is from RefSeq and is a predicted model, not a curated record.
UUUUAUCCUUCCAAUUCAGCAUAAGCCUUGCUCAAACAAAGAGACUUAAACCCGGCCGAUCCCUAACCGAAUCUUCUCAUCUCCUUUCCGUGGCGCAGAGCAGGACAUAGCCGUCUUGGGCCUCCCUGAACGUCGUCAAAAGCCUCCUCCUGAUCCUGAUAAUUCACUAUUCAAGUGGUGAUCUGUAGUGGCAGAGAAUCUAAAUCUUCAAAGGUUAUUGACAUUGUAAAUAGCCUGUUCAGGCAGAUUAUAUCACUCUUCCUGUUUCUUCUUGAUUGGUUUUCAUAUUUAGGGAAUAGUGAUAGGAUGAAGCUCAUUAAUACCUUAAAAGGUCUCCAUGUUUCUGCUGCCUCGUCCAAGAGAAUUAUAGUAUUACAACAUCGCCUCUUCAGUGCCAAUGUUGCAUCAGGGGACUUAAAGUCCAAAAGCUACAAAUACCCAGCAGUCUAUGAUCCAUAUGGACCUAGACCCCCUCCAUCUGACAAAAUUCUGCAGCUUGCUGAUCGCAUUGUUGCCCUCCCAAUGGAAGAGCUGAAACAGAUUGGGCCUACUCUCUUGGACAGGCUGAAGCAACCCAAGCCACAACCAAUAUCUUCUGCAGGUUUUAAUUUUGGCCCGCAGGUGGGGGCUUCUUCAGACAAGGCGGAGGAGAAGAAAGCAGAGAAGACAGCAUUUGAUGUCAAAUUGGAGAAGUUUGAUGCUUCUGCAAAGAUCAAGGUGAUCAAAGAGGUUAGGACAUUCACCAGUCUCGGGUUGAAGGAGGCCAAGGAUUUAGUAGAAAAGGUACCAGUUUUGUUGAAGCAAGGUGUCACCAAGGAGGAGGCCAAUGACAUCAUAGAGAAGAUAAAGGCAGCUGGCGGUGUUGCUGUAAUGGAGUAAAUGCCUAUUUAUUAAGAUGCCAAAUUCACAAUUGAUGAGAUAAAAUUCUUUUUGGUGUCAAAGUUUGAUAUUAUAUGCAUAAAUUCAUGUCAAAGCUAUAACUCUGUACAUGCAGACCUUUCCAGACAUGUAUCAUUCUUGAUAUGCAUGUGUUUUGGGCACAGAAAGAAGCCUUUCAUGUUGCAA